CUGCGGCUCUACCUCAGGCAUGUACCUCGUACGUACCCUGGGUACCGAAUAAUUGCAUGCUUUGUGCAUGCAGCGAGAGAGGCACGGGCGGAUGGCGUAAAUGUGCGAGGGCGCCCCUUAUCUCGUCAGCUUAUCAGCCACUCGUCAUCUUGUCCGCCCCUAAUCCCGAAUCAUGACACCGACCUGAGACUGGUUCCCCGUCCCUUCUCGGAGGGGACAUUGCCAUCUCGGAAGCUCCUCUUAGCUCCCUCAACCCAUCCUCUAACUUGACCUAUCCAUCAUCACUUUUGUCCUCUUUGGUUCCUUACUUUGGAAAGCAUCUAUUACCUGUCUAGUCUUCGAAUGUAGAGAAGGAGGGUGUGCAUUGGACUAGCCUUCUUCUAGUCUCCGCCUGUCUUGUUGCUGCCUCUGAUUCCGUCACGAGACCCCGAUCUGAGAGCGCUGUAAUCGCCCGCGGUUCGAGUCGCCAUGACGUCCAGGGCGCUCGUCCCCUUCUUGGUGGGCAUGAUGUUGCUCACCGGGGUCUGCAACACCCUCUUGACCAAGUACCAGGAUAACCAAUGUGUCCGGAAUUGCGACGACCCCGACCCCGCGAAGCGCCGGUUCUUCGAGCAGCCCGUGCUGCAGACCGCCCAGAUGUUCUUCGGCGAGGCCGGCAUCUGGCUCGUCGUCGGCCUGAGGGUCGCGUACCAGCGCUUCGCCGAGUGGAGGGCAGCCGCUGCCAAGGGGUACCAGCCGAUUGCCAGCAGCGACGCCGCCGCCGCCGGCCGCGCCAGUGGUGACGACGACAACGACGACGCCGCUAGCGUCACCUCCGAGAACGCGCUCAUCCAGCCCUCGACGAAGCGCCGCCGCGCGUCCCGCGGUCCUGACGGCCUGCUGAAGGGCUUCGGCAUCCUGCUCCUGGCGUUGCCCGCCUUCAGCGACAUCAUCGGCACCACCCUCGUCAACGCCGGCCUGCUCAUGGUCGCCGCCUCCAUCUACCAAAUGACGCGGGGCGCCCUCGUCCUGUUCGUCGGCCUGUUCAGCGUCGUCUUCCUGCACCGCAAGCUGCACCUGUUCCAGUGGGUGUCCCUCGUGGGCGUCGUCGCCGGCGUCGCGCUCGUCGGCCUCGCCAGCGUCAUCUGGCCCGACACGAGGGUCAAGGUCGUUGGCCAGGUCCUGGGCCAGGCCAUCGAGGACGCUACUACCGACGACGCGCUCCGUGCUGCCCUCGGCGUCACCUUGAUCGCCGGCGCUCAGAUCUUCACUGCCACCCAGUUUGUCCUCGAGGAGUUCCUGCUCGAGCGCUCCAACAUCGAGCCCAUCGAGGUUGUCGGCUGGGAGGGCCUGUUCGGUCUCGCCGCCACCCUGCUCGGAAUGCUCGUGCUGCACCUCACCAUCGGCAGGACCGACGCCGGCCGGUACGGCAUCUUCGACAUGGUCGAGGGCUUCCGCCAGAUGACGGAGUACCAGGUCGUCUGGUCCACCAGUCUCCUCAUCAUGGUCUCUAUCAGCGGUUUCAACUACUUUGGUUUGUCGGUGACGCGCAACGUCAGCGCAACGUCGCGGUCGACGAUCGACACGUGCCGGACGCUGUUCAUCUGGAUCGCCUCGCUGGGGCUCGGCUGGGAGACGUUCAAGUGGCUGCAGGUCGUCGGGUUCGCGCUGCUCGUCUACUUCACCUUCCUGUUCAACGGCGUCGUCUCGCCGCCUUUCAAGUUCCUCCGCCCGGCCGACGACGAGCCCGUCGAGGAGCUGCUCCCCGAGGAGCCCAUCGAGCACAACUAGAGCCGGACUGGUCGAUAGCUACGACGCGGGCUUACUGCUCGAGCGGCUUGCUGGUUAACGUAAAUAUGCUUACUCGCCGGCAUUCGUCCGCGGGGCCCUAGCACGAGCGCGACGGGCCCGGCUCGGGUCACUCAUUUUGGAAGAGAGCGAGGGCAGGCUGCGUGUUCGAAUAGGGGUUGCCGAGCGCUCUUUUAUCGCUGUCGUCUGAGGGUAGGGAGGUGUUGUUUGUGUCUGUGUUCCUGCAUCAUCUCUGGGCGUUGGAAGGCGUUGUCAUAUAUAUUUUCGCCGUCAAUCCUUGUUUUUGGCCGGGGGGGGGGAACCUCUGCUGUCUCCAUUAUUGUGUACCAACACGAGGGUUAUGGCCGAACGCGCUCCCCCCACACACACAUCCGCUUAAUCGACCUUUUCUAUUCCGAUUUGCGUCGUUUGCUUCCACGCUUGCUACUACCUACUACUAGCCACUGCCGACGCUCGCCCGCCUUUGGAUAGGAUAACGAGAUAGAAUUCUUUGCUUUUCUUUUCUCUCUUCGUAUGGCUAAGGCUGGGGGGAGUCUUUUUCGGAUGGGUUUGUACCGCUACGCUAGACAUACACGCACGGGAACGUUGGAAUCAAAUCAGUUUGCCUAGUUUGCCUAGCUACUCUCCCCCUUUUACGGGG
This is a messenger RNA of Durotheca rogersii, 2428 nucleotides long. RefSeq lists its product as uncharacterized. Gene Ontology annotation, molecular function: pyrimidine nucleotide-sugar transmembrane transporter activity. Bases 469 to 1770 code for a protein of 433 amino acids. The record is from RefSeq and is a predicted model, not a curated record. Gene Ontology annotation, biological process: pyrimidine nucleotide-sugar transmembrane transport. Gene Ontology annotation, cellular component: Golgi membrane; intracellular membrane-bounded organelle. Lineage: Eukaryota; Fungi; Ascomycota; Sordariomycetes; Xylariales; Xylariaceae. The transcript is spliced from 3 exons.